CCGACAGAGCAAUUUGUUUUUCCAUACGAUUUUCCAUACGACUAUCCAUAGAUGAGAAGUUUGAAACUUUAAACCUUCUCGUUGACAUCUGAAAAGCCGGUUCCGUGGAGAGGUUUUCUAUUUUCUCUACAACUAUUUAUAAAUAUAAUAACAUUCUGAUGUUUGUUAUAUUUCUAGAUAUCUCUCUAACAACAAACUGGAACAACUCCCCUCAGCUUUAUUCAACAACAACACGCGCUUACAAUAUCUAUAUAUUAAUAACAACGAAUUGGAACAUCUCCACUCAUCUUCGUUUAGCAACAACGCGCGCCUACUUCAUCUGAGCCUUGUUAAUAACAAGUUGGUACGCCUUCCGUUAUAUUUACUCAGUAACAACACGAAAUUAGAGUCUCUCUACUUGGAUUUCAACAAGUUAUCUUUUCUUCCUGAUGGACUUCUACACAUGAACCACGCCUUGACAAGCAUAUCAAUUGCGUACAACCAACUUGAAUAUCUUCAAAACGACACAUUCUUUUACAAUGCCGAUCUCCAAAUAAUAUAUCUGGCUGGAAAUCGUCUAACACACCUACCAAAUGCGAUCUUCAGGAACUGCCGACGCCUAGUUGAAAUAAUAUUCGAGAAUAACUUGAUUACAAGCUUACCGGAGAAUUUAACUGAUGGCUUAAAUAGCCUACAAAUUAUAAGUUUCCCCAGGAACAAACUAAGCAAAGUGCCAAGUAAAAUUUUUCAAAACAAGCCAAGCCUUAAAAUUGUGUUCCUGGGAAUGAAUAAUCUCUCGAGUAUUCAGAUGAGUGGUAGCAGAAGUAUUAAGUUGCUGCUGAUUCACCAGAACCAACUUGUGUCGCUUGACCGCUCAAUGAUAAGGUCAUUUGGAUGGAAUCUAGAAGCCUUAUGGGCAUCCUACAACAACAUCGAGGAAAUACCUGAUUAUACAUUCAUAAACUCUCUCUACUUUCGAUAUCUUGUACUCAGCAACAACAAAAUUCGAAGAAUAACGACUGCUACAUUCUAUGGAGCCUAUUCACUACAAGUUCUGUAUUUGUCGCACAAUCCUAUUAAUUAUAUUGCUGAUCGAGCACUGCCGAUGGGGUUGAGACACUUAUAUCUGCUCGAAACACAUUUGAAGAUUAUUAGUUGCAGGAUGGCAUGGCUUCCAUUUUUUAGUCUGACGUUCGACACUCUAAAAGAAAGCCCACCCGAGCCGAUAACAAACAUGUUAUAUAUGGAUAUGUCAAGCCGUAAUAGGCUGUACCAAGGAUUUGAAAGCGCGGGCUUCAAAUGCAAUAGAACGGCCCUUUCCUGCACUCCGUGUAUGAUUGGGUAUGACCUGACAUACGGAGACGGCCAUCAGUUCCACUGCCGAGAAUGCCCUGCAGGAGGGUUCUACCAGGACUCGUUAGCAUUUUAUGGUGAUCGUCAUGGGUAUGGUAAUGGCUGUCAGCUGUGUCCAAACGGAACAUUUGUAAGCUUGAAGGUCGCCCCGGGAACAUCCGAGAGGGACUGUCUACCAUGCCCUGAAGGCACAAAAAACGACGAUUUUGCUGGGUUCAGAGCAUGCAUAUGCCAGUCAAACUAUUACCGUCUAGACCGGUUUGACGAGUGUCUUCCAUGUCCUGAAUUUGGUGCGGUCUGUUUCAACGAAUCUAUGACUUUACAAAAUGGUUAUUUCUGGAGCUGGAGAUCAAACGCGGAAAAGGAGCAAUACAUCAACUUCACGAGUCAGCUUCAAAUCUUCAACAACACGUACUCAAGAAAUUUGUCCACAUUUAAUGGAUCUUUCCCUCAGCCACAUCUGUGUCCGCGCGAAGAGUCGUGUCUAGGGGGAAAUGUUAGAGGAACAGCAGGACGAGGACGCAAAGAGAGUCAAGAGAAAAAAGCGCGUCACCAAGUUCUAAUCUUAACUAAUUUUACUUACUACUGCAUCGCACACACCUAUUCAGAUUAAGAGUAUGUAUUUGAUUAGUGAAUUUAUCAUGUGUCGUUUCUCGAAGGGCAUCAUGGGUAUUGAAAAUAACAUCUUAAUUAUUAUAAAGAGAUCUAUAAAGAGAAUUUGAAUUUCAUUUUCGUUUAUGGGUUCAUGCUGUAAGACAAAGCUGCUUUAUGAGAUGUCAUUAAUUUUGUUACUGAUAAGCGCGUCACCAAGUUCUAAUCUCAAUUUAGUUUACUUAUACUGCACCGCACAAACCUAUUAUAAAAGAUUAAGCUUAUGCAUUCAAUUAGUGAAUUUAUCAAGAAAAAUACUUUGAGGCGAAUGGAAAAUGAUACCCAUUUAAUGUAUAUAUCAAUUUUAUGUAAAUCAAUCAAUCAAUCAAUCAAUCAGUCAGUCAGUCAAUAUAAUAAAGUAUGAGUAGGUUUUGAAGGGGUGACUUUUAUAGCGAAAUACUCGACCCAUCCACUGAUCGGCGGCCAUCAGAAAGGAAUCCCACAAAAUGAUAUUUUCAUAUCAUUUACAAUCAUAUAUAAAUGCUUUAAAGGAGCCUUAUGAGGGCGAGAAACCGUAAAGUCUGUUUCACGGAUGGUAGGCAUCAGAAACGGCUUGAACAGGAAUUACUGCACGGUUAUGAAGAAUUUGUUGUAAAAUAAAAAAAAAUAAUAAUUGAAGACCAUAUUGCUAUAUAUGUCCAAAAAGAAUAUAGUAGUCUGCGGUAUCCCGAGUACCCCUAAAUCCAAGAUGGCAGCCGAUUAACCGAUGGAUCUUUUUUUCCGCGAUAAAACACAACUUACUGUCUUCGAGCAGACUAGAAUGUCACAUGACACGUGUAACUUGCCUUACUUCUGAAGAGAAUAGAUUUAACUAGUAGUACAAUCCCGUUUCAGGUCAUUAUUGACCUUUUUGAAAUUUUUAUUCAGAAGUUGUUGCACAUAUAAUCUUAUUGCACAUUGUUAUAUACUCAAUAUUAACAUACCUCGACGGACAAAACCUCUACAAUUGUCAUGAAUAAUGAAAAAAAAAACUCUUGUCCCUUUUGCAUUAUGUCCAGGAAAACUUAAGUUUUUUUAACAACUUCUGUUCUUUACCUAUAUACCUUGAAAUAAACCAAACAUCUUUCUGUC
Messenger RNA from Nematostella vectensis (starlet sea anemone), 3054 nucleotides. Its product is annotated as leucine-rich repeat-containing protein 70. The record is from RefSeq and is a predicted model, not a curated record. Gene Ontology annotation, molecular function: protein binding. The transcript has 17 exons. Lineage: Eukaryota; Metazoa; Cnidaria; Anthozoa; Actiniaria; Edwardsiidae. Gene Ontology annotation, cellular component: extracellular matrix. The coding region runs from base 443 to 1945 and encodes 500 amino acids.